AUGGCCGAGUUCUUACUACCUGGUACCAACAACUUCCGUAAGUUCACUUAUGAAUCUUUGGCUGCUAUCGAAAAGAGAAUUGCUGCCAAGAGGAAUUGUCAAAGAAAUACUACAGACCAGAAACCUAAGGAGAAACCACGUCCUCAGCUUGACCUAAAAGCUUUCCAGAAGUUACCAGCUCUCUAUGGAAAUCCUCCUCCAGAGCUUAUUGGGGAACCACUGGAGGAUCUCGACCCAUACUACAAAGAUCGUAAGAUUUUCAUAGUGCUAAACAAACAGAAAAUAAUCUUCAGAUUUACGGCUACACGUGCCUUAUGGAUCCUCAGUCCUUUCCAUCCAAUCCGAAGAACAGCAAUUAAAAUUUUAGUGCAUUCGUUAUUCACUUGGUUUAUCAUGUGCACUAUUAUAACUAAUUGUGUAUUCAUGGCUCGGACUGAGUCCUCUAAGACUUCUCCAUCUCCUUCAUGGAUCAAGUAUGUUGAAUUUACUUUCACUGGCAUUUACACUUUUGAAUCAUUGAUAAAAAUAUUGGCAAGAGGAUUCUGUCUAAAUGAAUUCACUCUGCUUCGAGAUCCCUGGAACUGGUUGGAUUUCAGUGUUAUCGUUAUGGCCUACGUGGGAGCAUUUAGUAACUUGGGGAGCGUGUCUGUCCUUCGGACUUUCAGGGUUCUGAGAGCUUUAAAAACCAUUUCAUUAGUCCCAGGACUCAAGAUCAUUGUAGGGGCACUUAUCCAGUCUGUUAAGAAACUUGCCAAUGUGAUGAUCCUAACUGUUUUCUGCUUGAGUGUCUUUGCCCUCAUAGGCCUCCAGCUUUUCAAGGGCAAUCUAAGACAAAAGUGUAUCAGGAACUCUACAGUGUUCAGUAAAAUACCGAAUUUCUUUAACAAAACACGGGAAUCCUAUGAAAUGCUUGCUAAUGAUACAGAAAACUUUGCUAAGAAAGAGGGCACCUCAGAUAUUUUGCUAUGUGGUGCUGGUGCUGGGACCUGUCCUCCAGACUAUAUAUGCUUGAAAAUUGGGGAAAAUCCUGAUUACGGUUUCACUAGUUUUGAUACGUUUGGCUGGGCUUUUCUUUCCUUAUUCCGCCUGAUGACCCAGGACUACUGGGAGCGUCUGUACCAGCAGACCCUCAGAGCUUCUGGGAAGGUGUAUAUACUCUUCUUCAUGCUGGUCAUCUUUCUGGGCUCAUUUUAUCUAGUCAACUUGAUUCUGGCUGUAGUAACAAUGGCAUACGAAGACCAGAACAAGGCCACCAUUGCUGAAACGGAGGCAAAGGAAAGGAAAUUUCGGGAAGCCUUGGAAUUAUUACAGAAGGAGCAGGAGUCAUUGGCUAUUAAAGGAAUUGAUAUCCUGUCAAUUAGCUCCUUUGAAGCCUCUUUGUCUCCCAAAGAAAUCAAAGAAAGAAGCAAUAGGAAAAAGAGAAAUAAGUCCUUGGGCAUAGAGGAUAAUGAAGAAGAACAAUUCCCCAAGUCACAGUCCACAGACAGUCAACGAAAGUUGCCAGCUGUAAAUGAUGAGAGCGGCAUGAUGCAUUCGCCUCCUCAUCUGUCGGUGGAGUAUUUUAACGAGGCACUUCAGAGACAAAGGGCAGCAAGUGCAGUCAGUAUAAUUACCAGUGUCUUGGAGGAACUUGAAGAAUCUCAGCGGAGAUGCCCGCCAUGCCUGAAUGAUUUUGCUUUAAAAUAUCUCAUUUGGGAUUGUUCUCCGCUUUGGUUGAGAAUCAAGAAAAAAGUGGCUGCUUUCAUAAAAGAUCCUUUUAUUGAUCUCACCAUCACUGUUUGCAUUGUGAUGAACACUUUGUUCAUGGCACUGGAGCACAAUAAUAUGUCACAGAAUUUUAAAUCGAUGCUUAAUGUAGGCAACUUGGUUUUUACAGGAAUCUUCACUGCAGAAAUGAUCUUAAAAAUCAUUGCUCUAGAUCCCUAUUAUUAUUUUCAGCAGCACUGGAAUAUUUUUGACAGUGUAAUUGUCACAUUGAGUUUAAUUGAACUGAGUUUACCCAAACACAAGGGCAAGAAAGAAAGGCGAAAAGGAGGAGUCCUGUCAGUUUUACGAUCCUUCAGACUGCUGAGGGUCUUCAAACUGGCAAAGUCCUGGCCAACUUUAAACACUCUAAUUAAAAUAAUUGGUAAUUCCCUGGGAGCACUGAGUAAUCUGACCCUCGUCCUGGCAAUCAUCGUUUUCAUUUUUGCUAUAGUAGGGAUGCAACUUUUUGGGAGAAGCUAUGGGGAGAACAGCCAUAAAAUAAACAAAAAUGGCCAGCCACGCUGGCACAUGAUGGACUUUUUCCACUCAUUCCUCGUCGUUUUCCGAAUUCUGUGUGGAGAAUGGAUUGAGACCAUGUGGGACUGCAUGGUGGUUGCUGAACAGCCGCUGUGCCUUCUUGUCUUUCUGUUGGUCAUGGUGAUAGGAAAUUUAGUGGUUCUCAACCUUUUCAUUGCGCUCCUGUUGAAUUCCUUCAGUACCGAAUGUCUCCAGACAGCAGAGGAUGAUGGAGAAAUGAACAAUCUUCGGAUCGCCUUUGCUCGGAUUCACAAGGGGUUUCACUUUGUGAAGAGUGUUAUGUGGGAUACCUGUUGUGAAAAGUUCAGGCAUAUAAAGAAAGCGCACAGGAAGAAAAUCAAAUUGACUGCACAGAACCCCCUUGGGCUCAAGUGUGAAGAGAUAAAAAAUCGUAAAGAGAAUUACAAUAACGAAUGGGCUGAGAGAAAUGGGGACAGAUGCUCGGGUCUUGAAGAUUUUAUUACAAAUCCUAAUGUAUUUGUUUGUGUCCCUAUUGCUGAGGCAGAGAAUACAAGUGAGGGGUUUGAAGAUGAUGAUAAACUGAGCACAUUUACAGACAUAGACUACAACAAACAGGAUGAAAAUCACCUGAGGCAAAGGGGAGAAAGAGGGAAAAAUUCAGGCAGCUGGAGUAAAGGAUCGGGAUUCUCCUCUGAAGAAUUCAGUGUGCUUUACCUAGGAAAGGAUAGGAAGGUUGAACCAUCAUCGCCAGAACAAAAAGAGUUUGACAGUGUCAGCUCUUCUGAAGGCAGCACGGUGGAUCUGACAAAUCCUGAAGAUUUUUUGAGGCAGAUUCCAGAGUUUGCUGAAGACUUCAAGACUCCAGAAAAAUGUUUUCCAGAAGGUUGUGUGCGAUACUUUCAUUGUUAUGUGGGUAGUGCCAUAAAGUUUGGAGGAGAAACAUGGUGGAAUCUGAGAAAAACCUGCUACCAGAUUGUUGAACACUCGUGGUUUGAAUCCUUUAUCAUAUUCAUGAUUCUUCUGAGCAGCGGAGCCCUGGCAUUUGAAGACAUCCAUAUAAAUGAGAGAAGAAGCAUUAAAAUUAUGUUGGCUUUUCUUGACAAAAUGUUCACUUUCAUCUUUGUUCUGGAGAUGCUCCUGAAAUGGGUGGCUUACGGCUUCAAGAAGUAUUUCACCAAUGCUUGGUGCUGGCUGGACUUCCUCAUUGUAGACGUAAGUUCUGUCUCUUUAAUAAACCUCUUAGGCAGUUCAUUUGGCCCCAUGAAAUCUCUUAGGACUCUCCGAGCUCUGAGACCCUUAAGAGCGUUGUCACGAUUUGAGGGAAUGAGGGUGGUGGUCAAUGCCCUCCUGGGAGCCAUCCCUUCCAUCAUGAACGUUCUGCUUGUCUGCCUCAUCUUCUGGCUCAUCUUUAGCAUCAUGGGAGUGAACCUCUUUGCUGGGAAGUUUGGGAAAUGUGUCAAUCUGACAGAAGAAGAUUCAGAAUUGAAUGGUUCGAUCAAUAACAUAACAGACUGCAAAAUGUAUAAUAACACAGGAAAAAUAUUCUGGGUCAACGUUAAAGUCAACUUUGAUAAUGUUGGCUCUGGCUACCUGGCUCUUCUUCAGGUGGCAACAUUUAAAGGUUGGAUGGAAAUCAUGUAUGCGGCAGUAGAUUCACGAGAGAAAAAUGAGCAGCCGGAAAUGGAGCACAGCCUAUUUAUGUAUCUCUACUUUGUGAACUUCAUCAUCUUUGGAUCUUUCUUUACCCUGAAUCUCUUUGUUGGUGUUAUUAUCGACAACUUCAACCAACAAAAGAAAAAGAUAAGUGGGGAAGAUAUCUUUAUGACAGAAGAACAGAAAAAAUAUUACAAUGCAAUGAAAAAGUUGGGAUCCAAGAAACCUCAAAAACCCAUUCCAAGACCACUGAACAGAUACCAAGGGUUCCUUUUUGACAUUGUAACACGCCAAGCCUUUGACGUUGUCAUCAUGAUUCUCAUCUGCCUUAACAUGAUCACCAUGAUGGUGGAAACCCAUGAGCAAAGUGAAACGAAGACUAACAUCCUUAACAAAAUCAAUAUACUCUUCGUUGCCAUCUUCACUACUGAAUGUGUACUGAAAUUGGUGGCUCUGAGGCAGUACUACUUCUCAAAUGCCUGGAACAUAUUUGACUUAGUUGUUGUGAUUAUGUCACUUGUUGCCUUACUGCUUUCUGGCAUCAGUACAGCAUUUGAACAUUUCUUACCACCUAUACUCUUCAGGGUCAUUCGCUUGGCUCGGAUUGGACGAAUACUGAGACUCAUCCGGGCUGCCAAAGGAAUUCGAACUCUGCUUUUCGCAUUAAUGAUGUCCCUACCUGCUCUAUUCAACAUUGGCCUCUUGCUUUUUCUGGUCAUGUUCAUUUAUGCUAUUUUUGGCAUGGCUAACUUUGCCUACGUGAAGAUGGAAGAUGGCAUUGACGAUAUGUUCAACUUCCAAACCUUUGCUAACAGCAUGCUCUGUCUCUUCCAAAUCACCACGUCAGCUGGCUGGGAUGGUCUUCUCAGUCCUAUUUUAAACACUGGGCCACCGUACUGUGAUCCAAAUGUAAAUGGUACUAUAGGCGAAUGUGGUAAACCUGCCAUAGGUAUUAUUUAUUUCGUAAGUUACAUCAUUAUAUCAUUUCUCAUUGUUGUAAACAUGUAUAUAGCUGUUAUUCUGGAGAACUUCAAUGCUGCUACUGAGGAAAGUACAGAGCCUUUAGGGGAAGAUGACUUUGACAUCUUUUAUGAAAUCUGGGAGAAGUUUGAUCCUGAGGCAAGUCAGUUUAUAACUUUCUCUGCGCUUUCAGACUUUGCAGAUGCUCUGGCUGAACCUUUACGUGUACCAAAACCAAACAAAGUUGAACUCAUAGCAAUGGACCUGCCUAUGGUCAGUGGAGACAGGAUCCACUGCUUGGAUAUCUUGUUUGCUUUUACCAAACGAGUGUUAGGAGAUUCUGGGGAGCUGGAUACUCUGAAAGUACAAAUGGAGGAGAAGUUCAUGGCUGCCAAUCCAUCAAAAAAAUCCUACGAGCCAAUCUCUACUACACUCAGACACAGACAAGAGGAAGCUUCUGCUACUGUCAUCCAGCGUGCCUACAGGAGUCAUUUGCUCCUGCGCUCCAUAAAGCAGGCUUCUUACCUGUACCAUCACAGAACUUGCAGUACUGACACUGUUGGAGAUGCUGCUCCAGAGAAAGAAGGACUUAUUGCAUCUAUGAUGGGUGAAAACUAUGGUAGGAGUCCUGAGAAAUCUGAAACUUUGUCCUCAGCAUCUUUUCCUCCAUCAUACGACAGUGUCACAAGAGCCAGUAGUGGCAAUCUCAUGGUUGAGAAUGGAGAAAUUACAGGUAAUCAACAAUAUCCAGACAUUAAAUAG
Haliaeetus leucocephalus (bald eagle) is the source of this 5619-nucleotide messenger RNA. RefSeq names its product sodium channel protein type 5 subunit alpha-like. Gene Ontology annotation, cellular component: axon; plasma membrane; voltage-gated sodium channel complex. Lineage: Eukaryota; Metazoa; Chordata; Aves; Accipitriformes; Accipitridae. Gene Ontology annotation, biological process: neuronal action potential; membrane depolarization during action potential; sodium ion transmembrane transport. The record is from RefSeq and is a predicted model, not a curated record. The transcript is spliced from 26 exons. Bases 1 to 5619 code for a protein of 1872 amino acids. Gene Ontology annotation, molecular function: voltage-gated sodium channel activity.